AUGAUGGCAAGCCGCGUGCUCACCGACCCGUCGCUACUCCGGCUCCUCCUCGCGUAUCAAGAGGGGCUCUAUGAGGAUGUACGGGAUCGACUGGCCGACGCCAUGUACCACGUGCGCCUUGACGACGACGGGCGCUACUACCACCUGUCCAAUGUUGUCGAGCCCGUCUCGACCACACGAACGCUCUUCUUGUCGCUGCCAGCGUACGACUUUCGCCUCCCAUUGCAUUGGACCAUCGUCGAAAGUCGACUGCGCCUCCUUACGCGCAUUGCCGCGUGUCGACCGCAGCUGUUCACGCGCGAUGCACUGUACUGCGCUGUGGCCAGCGGCGACAUGGCCAUCGUCGCCUACUUGUGCUCGUUGGAUCUCGCGCCAGGACGUCUCACGGAGCCGCUCCUCGAUCUGGCUGUGUCCCACGGCAGCAUUGCGCUGCUGGAUCAGCUGGUCGAUGCUGGCUUCAGCCGCGCGAGUCCGCGCGCAGCUGCGCUCGCCGCCGAGCUCGGCCACAAGGACGUGCUCGAGUACCUCGCGUCUCGAUCAUGCGAUGUCACCCAAGCGGUGGCUACUGCUGCUGCGCGCGGCUUUUUCGAUAUCCUCGUCUCGUUGCACGCUUGUGGCAUCCGUGGUACGUCGCCGGCCGUCGUCGAUGGCGCCGCCAUGCACGGCCACGCCAACGUCGUGGCGUAUCUGCUUCAGAACGGCGGAUACACGAAUUCGGCGACGGCAUGGACGCUGGCCGCCAACGACGGCCACUUGCGCGUACUUCAGCAGUUGCAUCACCAUGACGCGCCCCACUGCUCGAGUAACGCGAUGGACUAUGCAGCAACCGAAGGCCACUUGGAGGUGGUCAUGUUCCUGCAUUCGCACCGCGACGAAGGCGCAACAACGGACGCGAUCGACGGUGCGAGCGCCAACGGACACCUCGCCGUGGUGCAGUACCUCUGCGCCAACCGCACGGAAGGCUGGACCCACCGCGCGCUGGACGACGCCGCCGGUGGUGGCCACCUCGAGGUCGUGGGCUUUCUCCUGCAGUGGGAACCUCCGGCCGUUAGUCAGCGCGCCGUGACGCAGGCGGCUGCCAACGGCCAUGCAAUCGUGCUGCGGCACCUUCUUGCUGCACCGCUGCAAGGUGUCUCUGCAACAGUGGCGGCUGCCUGUGCUGCGGCCGAGCAUGGUCACCUCGACGCGCUUCAAGUACUCUACGCAUAUCGGCAGUCUGGCUGGAAUUCCAGCGUGUGGUUUGCGGCCUUUGCCCAUCACGACGUGCUGGCCUUCUUGUUGACGCACGCACCCGAGUGCGUCGACGCCGACGCGUCACUGGUGCCAAAAACGCUCUCAAUGCCGGUUGCGCGGUUGCUGCAGAGUGCUUUCGGGCACCAGCUCCAACUCAACUUGCGUCAGGACUACGUGGGCGUGCUGGCUAUCUUCCCGAGCUAUCCAUGGUGCGAGACGACGAUGCGCGAGGCGAUUCGCAGUAGCAAUGUUGCCAUGGUGCGCUACCUGCACGAGCACUACCACGACGACGUGUGCGACAGCGAUCGUCUGGCAACAGCAGCGUCCGUUCCCGGCAACACGGAUGUAUUCUUGUACCUCCUCCAGCACUGCGUACGUGCGACGACCUCGGAGGCCGUGUGGAUCGAGGCAGCGCGUUAUAGCAACCUCGCCAUCCUCGAAGCGUUGCAUGCAAACCAGUGCGUUGGCGCCACACCGGCCGUGAUGGACGAGGCCGCCCGCGUCGGCGCCGUUGACGUGCUUCGGUUUCUGCACACCCACCGGCGCGAAGGCUGCUCGACGCGCGCCAUGUUUGAUGCGAUCACGUACGGCCACUGGCGUGUCGUGGCGUUUCUGUGUCGAUUUGGCGAGCGCGGCGUGUCGAACGAAGCCAGUUGCCGCAACAUGGAGAUCGCGAUCGAAGCGUUCGAUCCCGAGUGGACGGAAGCGCGCUUGGACGACGUGCUCCCGCUCUUGCAGAAACGCCUCGCCGCGCUCCGACCAUCGUGAUAUGCUCAGCUCAAAGCAGACGAUGGUCAGAGCGCAAGACAAAUCGCCGAGCGCAUCGAGUGAAAUCAUAACUACACACUGUCGAAUGCUGUCAUUGACUAGCGACUAAUACCAUCUGAAGAAUAGUUAUACCUCCAAACCUACCCCACCA
This is a messenger RNA of Saprolegnia diclina VS20, 2152 nucleotides long. RefSeq lists its product as hypothetical. Bases 1 to 2001 code for a protein of 666 amino acids. The record is from RefSeq and is a predicted model, not a curated record. Gene Ontology annotation, molecular function: protein binding. The transcript has a single exon. Lineage: Eukaryota; Oomycota; Saprolegniomycetes; Saprolegniales; Saprolegniaceae.